UGAAUUUUUGUUUCUGAAAUGGGUAUCUAAGACUAACAUUUAUAUACCCCAAGUCGAUGCCUGGUAAUGGAUGGAUCAUUGGACACAGAUCGAAGGACGAUAACCCACGAAGAGCUGAUCUCAGUGACAGCAGGUUUUCCAACCCGUGGUUCAGAUCUUUCUUUGCCAGUGCCAACUUAGGGCAACACUACAACUCGUCAAAAUGCUGAUCACAACCAAAAAGCUGUUUCGCGCUCUGGCCUUGUGCGCCUUAGGAAUCGGUCGACUUUCGCUAUCCAGGCUGGAUGCAGAGAGAAGUGCGGCAUCUGAGUCUCUUGCUCUCUUGAACGACGUUGGACAACCAGGUUCUACGAAUACUGUGCCAAAGGAACUUACAGUCGAACAACAGCUGCUUGAACUCGACCCAGCUGGAAAGAAAGCCAAGAUUGAAUCGCUCGAGCACAUAAGCAAAAAGAUUGAGAAGCGAAUCAAGUCACUGGACUCGACAACUAACCAGGACUUUUCAAACCUUCAAUAUCAACUGGACGCGUAUCGUCUUGCGCUCAAACACCCGAUCCUAGACAGGGUUUUCCAAUUGAGUGGCCUCACUGGCUCGUCCAUGACCAGUCUCCAACUCAAAACCAGUGACGGAACAGCUAUUCAAGAAAGAUCUGAUAAGCAUUACAGGUUUACGAAGCUUCUACAAAUUUUCUUACGGUUGGAUAGGCUGUCCUCGUCUACAAAUAAGCCGGGCUCAUAUCGCAAAAUACUACACGGCGGGGGGAUUUCGAAAGGACACUGACGAGCCCAGAGCGUCACCGACGAAAUAUCGUCCUCGCGACCCUAAACACCGUCCGGGUGACAGCAGGGUUACCGCCCUGUCCCUGUUCCGGUUACAAGAACGGCACCCCAGGGUCACUGAGGGUCGUGUCACCGGGACGCUUACGUUUUUGCGGAUCCACGACGCACCAGUCACAACCUGGCAACAUCUGCGUCCCGCGAGGGUGCCGGGGACCGUAUGACUGCGAUGGGGACAUUGGCCCCAUGGUAAUUGGGUGGGGCCGCAGGAGCCAGUGGGCCAACAGUUGCCAGACGGGCCGAAUGGUCUGUGGACCGGCCAGUCGGGCUUUCGUCUGAUCCCACCUUGGCUGGGACAGUGCGACGGAACUUGACUAACUCGCUGCACUACUCCGAGGGUCCAACUUGUUGUGCAUCAUGCCGACCGUAAAGUACUUCAACUGCAUCGCUACUGCCGAUGGCCCGUCUUAUGUCUGUCUGAUUUGCACAAACGCUCGUCCCACCAAGGAUUACCGGCGGCACAGUCGACGCUACAAUCAUCAACUGAACAUUGCCAGGCGGGAGGAAGCUGAUCUAAUACGGCGUCACGAAGAUGUGAACCAUGAUAAUCUUGAUGUGCAGCCCGAUAUCCCAUAUGCACCCGACGACCGGCAAGGACUUGCACCGACGGCGCCAGCCUUUAAUGACGGGGCGAUCGCAACCGAGGGGCCGAUGCUAUCGCCCGGGGUCGACCGCUCAAGCCGUUCACGCGAGGAUAACCCGAACUCGUGCCCUCAAACGGACAUUCCGGUAGAAGAUGAACUAGACUUCCCCGAUGAGCUGCAUGAUGACGAGGGUGGCUUAUUCGAGCAUGAUGACCGGGAACCUGGGCAACCAGCCGUCCCGGACGUGGCUGCCGCGGCCGAGACAACGGCCCAGGCAGAUUGGUUCCCAUUUCGGAAUAAGAUGGAUCUCAUAGGUUCUCUCAUGAUGGGUCAUACCCAUUCAAUGAUGUCUCGAAAGAUGUACUCAAAGAUAAGAGGUAUCCUCCGGUUGUGUGACCUGCGGGUUCCUGAGUGGGGCACUGUGCGGGAUUCCAGGGCUCGGAUCCGAGAUAUCACCCGGUCGACUGUCAAUACGUCCACAAGUGUUUUUGAUACUCCGUGUUUCUCUCUGAGUGCCAAGGCGCUUAUCUCCCAGGACUUGGGUAAUCCUCUGGUUAGCCGGCAUUUGGAGUUUUAUCCAGACCACACCGAGGGCCAAAACGUGUCUCGGUUUUCUCAAUCCCUCAAGUGGCUUCAGCACAUGGCUCCCGAGAACCGUGCGCAGAUGUGCGACAUCAAUGACAAGCAUUUCUACAUAUUCGAACCGGUUCAGCUGUUGACCAAAGAGGUGGUCGUCCCGAUCUUCAUUUACAUGUACCGAUGGCGAUUGCACGCAAAAUGUAUCGAGAUUGGGGCCGAUCAUGUUACUGAGUUGGGUGAACAAACAAGGAUCACCAUUCCAUCUAGUGUCGCAUUUGACGACCCCUGUUUGAUCGCUUACGACGUACAAGAAUUUGAUUUGACUUACUCGGAAAUCCGCUUUGGUGAUGGGAGAUUGCUCACUGACGCAUGUAAAGGCUACAUAUAUGAUUCGGAUGGUCUGGUGGACAGAGAGAUCGCCUUGCCGAAUCCUUGGAGAACAGCCGCCGAUGGGAAAGUCCUCCGGAAUGUCCCAGUUACCCUGUACUGUGAUGAUACGUCGGGGAAUACAUCAAAACAGUUUAACAAGCAUGUGUCUUUUUAUUUUACACUAUCAGGAUUGCCUCCUCAUGUGUCAAACCAGGAGUUCAACUGCCACUUCCUGUCGACCUCAAACAUUGGCAGCGCUUUGGAGAUUGCAGAUCAGGUUGUUGAUGAAUUCAAUGAGAUGGGAACUAAAGGUUACGGGGCGUUCGAUGCUUCUAUUGGGCAGCCGGUUUGGGUGAUGUCGACGGUAUUGUGCUUCCUGGCGGACUCGCCAAUGCAUGCGGAAAUCACCAAUACUCCGAACCCAGGGCAGUCACUCAAUCCGUGCCGAGUGUGUACACUCUCGUGUGAGAAGAAGAGCUUGAAGACGUCCAGGGAUUACGUACAGAGGUUUUUGUGUAUGGAUGAAUUGGGUGAAGAGCUGCCUAAUGCGUUGCGAUCUUGGGCCGGAACACGGGAGGAAACUGAGCGGCUGUUCUCUGUGGCCAUGUCGGUGAACAUGACUCAAUUCAAAAAGCAGUCACUGUGUUCUGGAAUUAAAGAUGCAAUUAACACCCGGCUGCUGACGGAUGCGAAAACGAGCGAUAGGGUGAAGGAUACUGUUGAGCGGUUGGAAUCAACGCAAUCACAUCGAUUAUACAAUGCUUUCUUAAGACUGCACGGAUUUGAUGGGGUCUUGGAUACCCCUGUGGAGGUGCUGCAUGUUGUCUUACUUGGCAUUGUGAAAUACCUGGCACGGGACUUUGUCAAACCGCUAUCAGAAACAGUUAAGUUGGAAUUGAUAGCUCGACUGCGUUCUUUCAACUGUGACGCACUGAACAUCGACUCGCUCAAGCCAAACUAUUUGAUUCGACACAUUCUGAGUAUUGUUGGUCGCGACUUCAAGGUCGUCUUGCAAUGUGCACCCUUUGUCUUCUUUGAUUACAUGACUGAGGAAAAACGGAAGAUAUGGUCGGCUCUGUGUCGGCUAACACCUUUGAUAUUCCAAACAACUAUUGUAGACAUGGCCGACUACCAAAUCCAGUUGAAACUUCACAUCGACAUUUUCCUCUACCAUCUCAUCAGUUCAACAGCCCAAUGGGUCAAUAAACCCAAAAUUCAUAUGCUCCGCCACCUGCCCGAAGGAAUCCUCCGAUUUGGCCCGGCCUCGCUUUGCUCUACUGAGAAAUUUGAGUCAUACAACGGCGUUUUGCGAAAGGCCUCGGUCCAUUCUAACAAGCUGGCCCCAGGGAGGGACAUCGCUAUCACUUUCAACAGCUAUGCCUGUAUCAAGUUUUGGCUCUCAGGCGGUUACCUACUCGACGAAUCAACCGGGUUAUUAACAAGGGCUUCCAUUCAGGUUCGGCAGGCUUUUGAAGAGAAUAUCAGUCUCCAGGAGUCAUUGGGAUACAGUGCGACAAAUACGUACCAGCCCGCCCCAGACGAGUACCCCUCAUGCCAUGCUGGGCACUACCGUUGUGAAUCGACAAGCAACCCUCCGGAUAGCCUGGUCGACUUGGCGGGGGAUGCUCCAGUGCGUCAGCGUGCGGGUCUAUUGCUGGGACGGAAUGAGGAUGUGCGGGUGGGGUUUUUUGUGGUCGUACGAGGCGUCAAUGGGUCGUGCAUGAUAGGUGAGGUCGACUCAAUUUGGGAGGUCGAUUGGGGUUUUGCAACGACUUAUCAUCUGGAUAUAGUUGGCUUUGAUGUUGAUGGCUAUGACGAACAUUACGAUAUGACGAGGAUCGCUCGGACUGCGUACAUUCACCUGGUCAAUGCUACGGAUGUAGAAGGUGCCAUAAACGUUCAGCACAAUUGCCAGUUGGGCAGAUGUGCCCUCGAUCAAACUGGUUCGACGUUCCGCGAACGGAUCCUCACGAAUGAAAAGUCCGAUGAGCUUCGGCACUCAGACAAAGAUCACUUCGUCAUAAAUGGGGCCUCGUUACACAACCCUGCGUUGCACCAACGGAUGAGCCUUCCGGGGCCUUUGCCGAUCUCCCAUGCCAAUUGGAGGGACGCAAUCACCCUUGGCCUGGAAAUUUGGGGACAUCCCGAUGACCCCGGUUUGGACUCAGACGAAUCUGAUGACGGGACCGAACCAAUGGAGGUGGAUGUUGAUUUAGACCCGGUUGAUGAGAUGUAAUGGCAUUGGCUUUCCGGUUGGCUGGCCUCUGUACUCGACACUUUUAUGCAAUGAAAAUUUCGCUUCAUACAUGGGGUAGCCCACCCAUGUUGUCCAUGCCCACGGCCAUUGGCCACAGCCACUGAGUGUGUUGGGUGUACAGGACUGAUACAGCCC
Molecule: messenger RNA, 4761 nt
Organism: Puccinia graminis f. sp. tritici CRL 75-36-700-3
Lineage: Eukaryota; Fungi; Basidiomycota; Pucciniomycetes; Pucciniales; Pucciniaceae
Exons: 12
Coding region: 1195-4605 (1136 amino acids)
Source: RefSeq, a predicted model, not a curated record